This is a messenger RNA of Dufourea novaeangliae, 1508 nucleotides long. It is a transcript of the gene Cds, whose product is annotated as phosphatidate cytidylyltransferase, photoreceptor-specific. The transcript is spliced from 10 exons. Gene Ontology annotation, cellular component: endoplasmic reticulum membrane. The record is from RefSeq and is a predicted model, not a curated record. Bases 160 to 1470 code for a protein of 436 amino acids. Gene Ontology annotation, molecular function: phosphatidate cytidylyltransferase activity. NCBI's taxonomy places the organism in Eukaryota, Metazoa, Arthropoda, Insecta, Hymenoptera, Halictidae.
UGAUAGUAGUCUGUCACGUCCGCUCCCUUCAAUUAAUUAUUUAAACAUGUAAAUAUACCGUCGAACCAUACGAAUCAGUGGUCACAGUGCUAUUUUUUAUUUUAAGUUUUCUGUACGAGUGCACGUGUCGCAAGUCAUUAACUACGUAAAGAAAGAAAUAUGUCGGAGAUUCGUAAGAGAAUUAUUGAAAAUGACAAUCAGAAGGAAGAUGUGGAGUCUGAGGAUGAUGCAAAAUUGGAAGUGGAAGAACUGGGUAAGACAUUACCACAAGGAACCGAUCAUACUCCACACAUUUUGGAUUCAGCUCUUUCCGGCUUACCCGAUCGCUGGAAAAAUUGGGUGAUUAGGAGUAUUUUUACAUUAUUUAUGAUUGUUGGAUUUUGUGGUAUCAUUUAUAUUGGACCAUUAGCACUGAUGGCUACAACACUGAUCGUACAAGUAAAAUGUUUCCAAGAAAUUAUUAACAUUGGAUAUGCUGUCUAUAGAAUUCAUGGUUUACCAUGGUUUAGGUCACUGUCGUGGUAUUUCUUAAUUACUUCCAAUUACUUCUUUUAUGGAGAAAAUUUAAUGGACUAUUUUGCUGUAGUGAUUAAUCGAACAGAAUAUUUACGUGUACUUGUUACCUAUCAUCGUUUCAUUUCAUUUUGUCUAUACAUUGUUGGCUUUGUAUGGUUUGUACUGUCACUUGUAAAGAAAUACUAUAUGAAACAGUUUUCCUUAUUUGCUUGGACGCAUGUGGCUCUGCUUAUUGUUGUGACGCAAAGUUAUCUUAUAAUUAAGAACAUUUUCGAAGGUUUGAUAUGGUUUAUUGUUCCAGUUAGUAUGAUAGUGAUAAACGAUGUGAUGGCAUACAUGUUUGGUUUCUUCUUUGGCAAAACACCAUUAAUUAAAUUGUCACCCAAAAAGACUUGGGAAGGCUUUAUCGGUGGUGGUUUUUCAACAGUUGUACUUGGUUUAGUGGUAUCGUACAUCAUGUGUCAAUACCGCUACUUCGUCUGUCCUAUUGAAUACAGUGAAGCUUUAGGACGAAUGACUAUGGACUGUGAACCAUCCAUUUUGUUUCAACCGCAGGAAUACACGUUGCCUAACAGCAUGCAACUUGUAUGGAAAAUGAUUAGCGGAAGGAGUGCUAUAACACUGUAUCCCUUUUUAGUUCAUUCAUUAUCAAUGUCGGUAUUUAGUUCUGUAAUCGGACCUUUCGGCGGCUUCUUUGCCAGCGGUUUUAAGAGAGCAUUCAAAAUUAAGGACUUUGGAGAUGUUAUACCUGGUCAUGGAGGAAUAAUGGAUAGAUUCGAUUGUCAGUAUUUAAUGGCAACGUUUGUGAACGUCUAUAUAUCUUCAUUUAUUCAAACUUCAUCACCUCAGAAACUUUUGCAGCAGGUGUACAGCUUAAAACCGGAACAGCAGCUACAGCUAUUUCAAACAUUAAGGGAUUCUCUACAAAACAGGGGUUUGUUGAAUGUCUACUAAUACUCCACCAUUGAUUGAAAUUAUUAAUAAUAAUGAUU